Molecule: messenger RNA, 1257 nt
Organism: Lacerta agilis (Sand lizard)
Lineage: Eukaryota; Metazoa; Chordata; Lepidosauria; Squamata; Lacertidae
Gene: CRLF1
Product: cytokine receptor like factor 1
Exons: 8
Coding region: 19-1194 (391 amino acids)
Biological process (GO): cytokine-mediated signaling pathway
Cellular component (GO): external side of plasma membrane
Molecular function (GO): cytokine receptor activity; protein binding
Source: RefSeq, a predicted model, not a curated record
UUAUAAUAAUUCCCUCCCAUGUUCUGCAUCAUGAGCAAAGUAUUCGUUCUGUGCCUGUGGAUUCUCCUCCGAGUGGAUUCCCUGAUGUACCCGGCCGUCAUCCUCCCCCAAGACCCGACUCUCCGUAUCGGCUCCUCGCUCACGGCCAACUGUUCGGUUGCCGCCGACUCGAGCCUGCGAGCCGAGGACCUUUACUGGACUCUGAACGGCCGGCGGCUCCCGGCACAGACGUACAAGGUCCUCGGCGCCAACACCCUGGGCGUCACGAUCUCUAACCUGAACGGAUCGCAGCAGCAGUCGGGGGACAACCUGGUCUGCCACAGCAAGGAAGGCGGAGGCAUUUUGGCCGGAUCGUGUCUCUACGUAGGAUUGCCGCCAGAGAAACCGACAAACAUCUCCUGCUGGUCCAAAAAUCUAAAGGACCUCACAUGCAGGUGGACCCCUGGGACAGAGGGAGAGACUUACCUGCACACAAAUUACACCCUGAAGUACAAAUUGAGGUGGUACGGUCGAGACAACGUCUGCCGGGAAUAUCACACGGCCGGGCCCUACACCUGCCACAUCCCAAAGGACCUGGCCCUCUUCACGCCCUACGAGAUUUGGGUUGUGGCCACCAACCGGCUGGGGAAAUCCACUUCCGACGUGGUCAUGCUAGACAUUGUGGACGUGGUCACGACCGACCCACCCUCGGACGUCCACGUCAACCGCGUCGGCGACCUCGAGGACCAGCUGAGUGUCCGCUGGAGUGCCCCCCCGGCUCUGAAGGACUUCCUCUUCCAAGCCAAGUACCAGAUUCAGUACCGCGUAGAGGACAGCACCGAGUGGAAGGUGGUCGACAACGUGGGCAACCAGACCUCGUGCCGUCUCGCGGGGCUGAGGCCCGGCACCGUCUACUUCGUCCAGGUGCGCUGCAACCCCUUUGGCAUCUACGGCUCCAAGAAGGCCGGCAUCUGGAGCGAAUGGAGCAACCCGACGGCCGCCUCGACCCCUCGGAACGGGCGGGCGCCGGGGAUCUGCGAACCCAAAAGCGGCGAGCACAACAACACGCUGCGCCGGGAACUGAAGCAGUUCUUCGGCUGGAUGCGCAAACACGGAAGCUGCGCCAGCCUGAGCAUCAAAAUGUACGACCAGUGGAGGGUCUCGCUCCAGAAGUCCCACAAAACACGGAACCAGGUAGGUCCUCUCCGGCGAUAAAUCCUAGCGACGCCCAAAAGGCGCCCAAGAGGAGUAAAGGCAGCUGGGCGGCCGGUUUUCCGG